AUUUUAGUUCGGAACUAUACAAAAUAGCAACAGAAUCCAAAAUUGGGUGUUUUCACCUGUUAGAUUAUUUCAUAUAUUCUUUGAAAUCAACAAUGUUACUUUGAAAAUUAAUAUGUUGUUCAAUAUAUUUAAUAUUGUGUUCAUAAAUGUUCUUUGUAUUGUAACGGCAUUUCCAGAUCAAGCUAAAUGGUCAUUUACAGUUAACAAUGAAGGAAAUUGCCAUUUUUUCAGUGCUCAUAGUGCAUUAUUCGCUAACUCUACCAUACACAUGCAGAUUUCUUGUGAUAUGCCAAUUUCAUCCAGAGAUCAAAAUAAAAUCAACGUAGGUUUAGUUGUAAGGUCAUCACCAUGCUUUGAAGAAUAUUUCGGAUCUGAAUACUGGAUGAUGGCUGAUUAUUUUAGCUGGUAUUAUCAUUGUCCUGCAGCUUUGUUUGGUGAUUUUGGAUAUAAAAAUAUUAGCUAUCUGAAAACUGAUGAGCUAAAAUUCUCAUGCAAUCAUUUGGUUAAUCUGAAACCGUUAAUACGCGGCGAGUUUGUAACAGAAUCGAUCGAUUCAUCCAAUAGUCGACUGUGUCAAACAGAUGAUACAUUAUGUGAUAGUUCCUCGACAAUAAGACACAUUUCUGAAUCGUCCAACACUCACCAAAUUAAAAAUGGCCAUUCAAUAUCUGUUCCACAUGACGGAAAUUAUUUAUUAAUACUUUUUAUCCGUUUUGAAAAUUCUAACGAACAUCGUUUUAAUCUCACUGUUGAUAUAAAUUUUGAAUCAAAUUCUGGUCAAUAUCUGUCCGCGGUCGAUUAUCCAUUGUUGAAAUUUUAUGGCUUUAUGUCUUGCUUAUAUUUCGUAUUUGCACUUACAUGGUUUAUCGUUUCCAUGAUUCGAUGGCAAGAAUUGCUAAAGAUUCAAUUUUUUAUUGCAGCAAUUAUAUUUUUAGGGAUGGUUGAGAAAGCAAUCUUCUUUGGCGUUUAUCAAUCAUUGAAUAUCAAUGGAAUUUUGAAUCGUAACACAUUCUAUCUAGCGGAAUUAUUCUCUUGUCUGAAACGGACAUUGGCUCGUGUUCUUCUCAUUAUUGUUUCCAGUGGUUUCGAAAUUAUUCGGCCACAUCUUGGUUCAAAUCGAAAUAAAAUCAUUACAAUCGGUAUAUUCUAUUUUAUUUUAGGAACUUUUGAUUCAACCAUAAGAAUCUUCAAGCCUAAAAAUGAUCUUACAAACGGGAAUCUAUUUGCCGAAAUGCCUUUGGCAUUAUUAGACAGUAUUAUCAGCUGGUGGAUUUUUAGCAAUCUUGUACAAACAACAAAAAUUCUUCGUUUGAGACGCAACUGUGUUAAGCUUGAAUUAUUCAAUCAGCUUACAAAUGUUCUAGUCUUUUCUGUGCUGGCAUCAAUCUCAUUUAUGAUUUGGCAAAUUCAUAAUCACAAACUCACUUCAUGUUUAACAACAUGGAAAUAUUUAUGGAUUGAUGAAGCUUAUUGGCAUAUCCUUUUCUCAAUAAUUUUGGUAGCGAUUAUGGUGUUAUGGAGGCCUACUAAUAACAAUCAACGCUAUGCAUUUACUGCUCUUUUAAUGGAUGGAAGUCAAGAUGAAUUAAUCGGUCAAUCGAACAAUAUUGAAAAUACAAAUGGAGAAAUGAAAAUGAGAUUUCAAAAAUCUAGCAGUCAAAAUGAUAAUGAAUCAAGUAAUAAUGUUAUAAGCCAAGAAACGGCUGAUCAUCUAAAAUGGAUUGAAAAUAAUAUCAAAACCACAACAUUGAUUGAUUCGACUAUGCCAUCUCUUAUGGACUCGGAUGAAGUACUUGAACUAAUUGACACCAAGUUUGAAAUGAGCAAGAUUCAAUGAAACAGGAUUGAUAGUAUAAAAUCUUUAUGAAUGAUAUUAUUUUUAAUUUUUAUUUUUAUGGUUCAUUAUCAUAUAAUCAUCAUAAAUAAAUAUCGUUACUCAUUGAUUUUUUGUCUCAU
This is a messenger RNA of Dermatophagoides farinae (American house dust mite), 1956 nucleotides long. Lineage: Eukaryota; Metazoa; Arthropoda; Arachnida; Sarcoptiformes; Pyroglyphidae. The record is from RefSeq and is a predicted model, not a curated record.